This is a messenger RNA of Diplodia corticola, 1257 nucleotides long. Its product is annotated as nadh:flavin oxidoreductase nadh oxidase. The transcript is spliced from 2 exons. NCBI's taxonomy places the organism in Eukaryota, Fungi, Ascomycota, Dothideomycetes, Botryosphaeriales, Botryosphaeriaceae. Gene Ontology annotation, molecular function: FMN binding; NADPH dehydrogenase activity. Bases 1 to 1257 code for a protein of 418 amino acids. The record is from RefSeq and is a predicted model, not a curated record.
AUGCCUGCGCCCAUCACAAACCCGGCGUUUGCGCCACUGAAGGACACGGCGCUUUUCAAGCCGAUGCAGCUGGGCAAGCUCUCGUUGAGCCACCGCAUGGUCCUCGCGCCUCUUACACGCAUGCGCGCACAGAAGGAGAGCGAUGGCGUCUAUGUGCACUCAGACCUGGCCGUCGAGUACUACAAGCAGCGCGCCAGCAAGGGCGGUCUGCUCCUGACCGAGGCCACCGACAUCUGCCACUACGCCAGCGGCUACCCCGGCGUGCCCGGCGUCUUCACAGCGUCGCAGCUGGCCGGCUGGAAGAAGGUGACGGACGCGGUGCACGCAAAGGGCGGCUACAUCUUCUGCCAGCUCUGGCACACCGGCCGCGCCUCGCCGCCCUCGUUCCGCGCCGGCGCGCAGGCCCCCAGCAGCAGCGACGUCCCCAUCUCGGGCAACGCGCUCGACGGCACCGCGUACGGCGACGCGCCGCCGCGGCCGCUCAGCGCGGGCGAGAUCCACGCGCUGACGGCCGAGUGGGCGGCGGCGGCGAAGCGCGCGGUCGACGAGGCGGGCUUCGACGGCGUCGAGAUCCACGGCGCCAACGGCUACCUGCUGGACCAGUUCCUGCACGACAACGUCAACCGGCGCACCGACGCGUACGGCGGCGGCGUCGAGGGCCGCUGCCGCUUCCCGCUCGAGGUGGUGGCGGCCGUGGCGGCGGCCGUGGGCGGCGACCGCGUCGGCAUCCGCCUGUCGCCGUACAACUACUUCCAGGACACCAAGGACAGCAACCCCAACGCGCACUGGGCCUACCUGUGCGACCAGAUCGCCCGGCUGCCGCAGAAGCCCGCGUACGUGCACAUGGUCGAGCCGCGCUUCGACGAGGUGCUGGACGAGCAGGGCAAGCUGGACGCGCUGGCGGCGUACACGGCGCACGAAGACGACGUCUACAACGGCGUCGAGGCCGAGGCCACGGCGCCCGCGUCCAAGAAGGCGCCCAACAGCCUCGUGCCGUUCCGCCGCAUCCUGGCCAAGGGCGGCGUGCGCUUCCUGGCGGCGGGCGGCUUCGACCGCGAGAACGCGGCGCCCGUGGUCGAGGCUGGCGACGCCGACUGCGUUAUCUUCGGUCGGUGGUUCAUCGCCAAUCCCGAUCUGCCGCGCAGGCUGGCCGAGGGCCUGCCGCUGAACCAGUACGACCGCGGCACCUUUUACGGCGCGGACCCGCCGCAGAAGGGCUAUGUGGAUUACCCGUCGUUCGAGGAGACGUCGGCGUAG